CUUUUAUUAGCCUGGUUUGAUUGUUUUUUGUUUGGCGUAGAAAAUUUCACACUUUCUCUGUAAGUCACCAAAAACGACAAAGACCGAAAGACGCCAUCUAUUAUGAACUACCGCGGUUUAAACAAUAAUUCCCGCUUCAUUUUGGUUGACUGCUAGGACCAUUAAACGUGAAGAAAAUACAUUAAAACAAUCUGGCUCUUCCAAAAAGUGGAUGGAAAACAAAGUAGUACUUUGUCUAUCGGUUAUUUCCACACGCUCCUCUACAUAACCCCAGGCACACAAAACAUCAGGGCUAAAUAACGUCUAACAACAGCGUCAGUAAGUGAUACUUGUUCAAGCCAUAGAUAUCCUGUCAUAACUCUCCGAUUUCUACAAGACCAAAGGUUCUUUGGAUGAUCGAGUUGUCGAAAUGUGUUCACUAUUUCAAAGGAGAUCCUUUAGAGGAGCUGACUUUAUCAUCACCAUGUUUACCCCCUCUACAACCUUCACGAACACACAAAGUGUUCUUUCGUUGUGACAGUAACCCUGUAAAGCCACCUGUACCGUAUCCUGACGACUACCAGGAUAAGUGGAACGGAUUGUUUGUUCGUAUGCCAUGUUCUCCUGAAAGUGUUUAUCCAGUUUAUAAUGGUGGUGCUAAUAGCCUUAUUUCUAGGUGGGUUGUGAUUGAAAAGGCAUUGAGAAAUAAGAUAAAAUCUUCUGACGAGUUGAAGGAAGCUAUUCUCUCCUACAACUAUCGUUUCAAAUCCUACUGGAAUUUUAAAACGUUAGAACAAUUAUGUAUGCUGAAUCUGAUCCCCGAUGGUGGAAACGAUAAUUUCUUCGGUAACACUCUCUCUGGAAUUUGCUCGUUAGCACUAAAUUUGCCUAUUUUUGUUACAAAACCUAUUCCUUUACUGUCAUGUCGAAAAGAAUGCUCACUUACUUUAAGUCAACUCCAGAUAGCCAGUCUUUUGGCAAAUGCUUUGUUUUGUACAUUUCCUAGACGUAAUUGUCACAGUCAAGAUGCAGAAUAUGUUAAUUUCCCUCAAAUCAAUUUCUCUCACUUACUAUCAGCGAAAUCCGACAGUAAAUAUAAUACAAGCCGGAUACUUCAUGUCAAAAUUGAGAAGCUACGUUGCAUCUUACACUAUUUCCAUCGUGUUCUUCAAAAGUUCCCUACGGGAUCAGUUACAUUUACAAGACGCUGUCUAGGUAAUUUGGCACCAGAUUGGUCGAGGAGCAAGUUAACAUUUGACCAGUUGCGUUUACAUGUCAAUGCCACAGGAUCAAUUACUGAUGCUGGUCCAAACACCUUACAAGUUGAUUUCGCUAACAGUUAUCUUGGUGGUGGUGUUUUAAAUAGUGGAUGUGUACAAGAAGAAAUUAUGUUUGCUUUACGACCAGAAUUGUUGGUCAGUUGCUUAUUUGUUGAGCGUCUGGGGUUUGAUGAAACACUUAUUAUUGAAGGUGCUGAACAGUAUUCCGUAGGUUCUGGCUAUGCUGAUGAUUUCUGUUGGACUGGAGAUUUUAAUCAUUCGGAUAGUGGGAUGAAACGCGAUAAGUGGGGGAGAUGGAAUUAUGCAGUAGUAGCAAUGGAUGCUACUAAGUACAGUAAUCCUAUGGAACAGUACAAUGUCGAGGAAAUGCUUAGAGAAUUAAAUAAGGCAUAUUGUGGAUUUACCGACGAGUUAUUCCCUGAAAGAAAACUACCUCCAGUUGUAGCUACUGGGAAUUGGGGAUGUGGUGCUUUUAGAGGUGAUAUAGAAUUGAAAUGUAUACUUCAAAUGAUGGCAUGCCUCCAAGCUAAAAAGUCACUGGCAUAUUUUACUUUUGGUGAUAAAGAGUUUUGUGAUAGAAUUUAUGCAAUGUAUACGUUGCUUUCUUCUGAAAAAGUAACUGUGGAUUCUCGUUAAUGUAGAUGGUGAUAUCGAAGCAAUUCUAAUUGAAUAUCUUCGUGAAAAUCUAUAGUGAAAUAAAGUUAUUCACAUACCUCUUAUUUAUCCACCAGUUUAAUUUUUUCUAUGACUACCACUAAAAGCGAUCAUGUAAAUAAAUAAUUAUUAUUUUCAUUAUAAUCCAUAUAGUAUUUCUUCAUUGAUUAGUUAUUCAGACUAGGGACAAUUCAUGUUGAGUUCAUUUCUAUCCUUGUCCAUUUUCAGAAACGGAUAAUUAUUAAAGUUCCACAACAUAUACAUAUCCCUCAUAGUUGUACCGAUUACAUCAAUCAAAUAAGUAUGUAACUAACCAAAGGUUAUCCUUUGUCAUUCAAUUUUAAAUCUGUCGCGAGGUCAAUCUCUUUCGUGACGACAAUUGAUUUGAAAAAUGUAGACGAACAUUUAUUAAGAUUUACAUAGGCAGAAAUAAAGUUUCUUAAAUUUUCUAAAUGAAGUACUCUACAGUGUACAAACUAGGGUGCUUAAGUGCAUUUUCUUUUUUAAUUUAAACAACUGUCUUUAUCUGGUUGGGUGGUCACUAUCUAAAUCCUAAUAUAAAGUUACAACUUUUGAACAGUUCUCUCGUUCAUUUUUUAGUUUGUUGUAUACUAAAGUUUACCUUAAUGAAGUUUUGAGAUGCAACUAUUCCAUAGAUGUUUAGUGCCUGUGUAGUCUCUUGCUUCUAGUGAAAUAAUACUGAUAAUGAUUAAAUUCAAAAACUACGUUUUACUCUGGAUUUCAUUCCAUAUUUUGCAUAUGGAUCAGUUCAUAAUCAAUGUCAAAUUGAGUAUAUGAAAAUAUAUCUUAAUUUAGAUUUUUAUGGGAAAUAUUGUGGAUAUAUACUGUAGUGUCACCAUCACUAGGGAUUGAUACACUUGUAUAAAAUAUGUAGAGAUAUCAUGUAUCGUACUAUGGAUUUGGAGAAUUAAUUGUACAGACAUUGUUAUUUAGAGUGAAAUUAAAACAUAGUACUAUAUAAAGGCAUUUCUACUAAAAUUCACAUGUAGUAAGUGAUGAAUAUCAUUCAUUUUUGAAUUUUGUGCAAAACUCGAAAGUCAAGUCCUAUUUUAAUGGGAUCAUCCCCAUAUUAUGGUAGCACUUUCAGACUGUUAUGUUUACGAUUAUUAUCUUAGUAUAAAAGUACUUUUCCUCAUCAAUAUUCUCUUUCGUUAUCACAAUUAAUAAUUUAUUAAUUUCACUUUUUAUAGGACGAUUAUGGCAAAUACUAAUUGAGAAUGCUGAACGUGACUUGAUGAAAAAUCAGUCUGUAUUUGAUCUCAUUUCUCAAACAUUGAAGUGAACGUUAAUCCUUGAUACAUAUGUAAAAUGCCACUAAUUUUUAUGUCAAACCUCUUUUUUAUUUCUUUUCACGAAUAAGGUAGAUACAAUUUCACUUUUUUCGUUUUGCAACUUGUACAAAAUGCAAGGAAAAAAUAAGUAAAUCAACUCUAUAGUGAUCUUUUUUUAUCCGUAAUUAGAAACGUAUUUUACAAAACAAGAAGUCCAUUUUUAUCGUAAUGAUUAGUUUUUUCAGGAUGGGAGUACAACCUCUAUUUAGACAGUCGUGUUUCUAUUAAUUAAGUAUUCGACGUUUAGAUUUUCUUUGAAAUGUAAUUCCCAUCCCGCUAAAUAGGAUAGAAUAAUCAUAUAUGUUAUAACUAUUAAUAUCUAUUCCUUAUUGCCCCCAAAUGCCCUG
Messenger RNA from Schistosoma rodhaini, 3612 nucleotides. The record is from the annotation of a GenBank genome assembly. NCBI's taxonomy places the organism in Eukaryota, Metazoa, Platyhelminthes, Trematoda, Strigeidida, Schistosomatidae.